Messenger RNA from Mauremys reevesii (Reeves's turtle), 3596 nucleotides. RefSeq names its product family with sequence similarity 151 member B (gene FAM151B). The record is from RefSeq and is a predicted model, not a curated record. NCBI's taxonomy places the organism in Eukaryota, Metazoa, Chordata, Testudines, Geoemydidae. The transcript is spliced from 7 exons. The coding region runs from base 215 to 1555 and encodes 446 amino acids.
AGGCAGCGGUACCGCUACCCGGCCCGAGCCCGAAGCGGACAGGGCCGGUCACUGAGCGCUGGACAUGAUGCCGGCGCCACAGCAACCUGCGGUGACGUGGGGGCAGCGACAGCAACACGCCCCCCUCGGUUUAUGCCGAACCGUUAAUGUCUCCCCUGAAUUGCCGUUGGGGGGGGGGCAUUAAUCCAUCCUCCUGCCCCACCACCCGGCUGCCAUGGGCCUGCCCAGCCGCACCCGCCCCUCCACACGCCGGCGGGGCCUCUCCGGGCCUUACCGAACCGCGCGGCUGCGCGUCCGGGCUGGCGGGCCGCGAUGUGCCCAACUCGGCCCUGAGAGGGAUUUCGAGCCCCGGCACCUGGGAAGGAGGCAGCAAGAGCCGCUUCUUCCGCGGGGUAAAACAGGUCCCUCCGCAGCAGCUCCAGGGCGCCCCGCCCGAGAAGACAGUCACGAGGUGCUGCGCUGCCUUACAGGAGCAACCGUUGUUCACUGGAGCCGCGGCAACCGCGGCUCCCUGCGCCCCAGGCCGAAUCGAGUCCCGGCCGCAGGAGGCGGGGCUAAGCCGGCAGGACCCAGGCACCUGCGCCCGGCCAUGGAGGGGGAGCUCGGAGCUUGGAAUGAAAAUGUAUUGGAUUAUUUUCUGAAUACUAACCAGAUUAAAACCAGAGAUGGAGCAGAAAUUAUCUGGUAUCAUGCAGCAAACAAUAAAUCACAAAUGAAAGAGGCAAUACAAAGUGCUGCUCAUAUGGUAGAAGCAGAUAUUCUUCUUUGUGGUGAGGAAGAAGGAAAUGGUGAACCAAUCAUGGCUCAUCCUCCUGAAACUAAGAGUGACAACACAUUGCAGGCAUGGCUAAAUGAGAUUGUGAACACUAAAAAAGGCAUCAAACUGGAUUUUAAGAGUCUAGCAGCGGUGAAGCCCUCUAUGAUGCUUCUUGAAGGCAUAAAGUUGCAUCUGAGGCGACCUGUCUGGAUUAAUGCAGACAUUCUCCCUGGACCUAAUGGAAGUAACACUGUCGUGGAUGCAAAAAGAUUUCUAGACACCGUAACUUCAUUCUGCCCGGAUGUGACGUUAUCGUUGGGCUGGACAACUGGGUGGCAGCCUCAACAAUGCAAUAAAGGAUACAGUUGGGCAAUGGUGAAAGAGAUGGCUCAAAUUUGUGACGCACUUACUCAGCCUGUAACGUUCCCUGUUAGAGCAGCUUUGGUACGACAGUCAAAAUCUGAGUUGGUUUGGUUAUUACAGAAGUCAAACAGGUACAGCCUGACUGUUUGGACAGGAAGGCAUGACAAAUACUCCAUAGAAGACCUGCUCUACCUCAGAGAGAACUUUGAUAAAAAAUCCCUCUGCACUGUCUAUGGUCCUUCUGCUCUGUCAAGGAUUUCAGUGAUAUUCAGGCUGCUGCUGCUGCUGCUCCUCUGCUCUCCGUUCUCUGCUGCUGUCUUCUGCUCUGCGCUCCUGCUCACCCACACACCUACCCUAAAGCCUGUCAAUUCUCUGCCUUAUAUAUUAUUUUUGAUCUUUUCUAAUUGGUUGCUCUCUCUCAGUGCUAGUAAUUAGCAUAUUUCCUCUCUAUGGGGUGAUACCUAUUCAGCCAAUCAGCUUUACCUGUCAUUUGAGCGAGACCUGGCUGAGAAUCUCUUUCUUACCUGACUGACCCAUCCCUUAAUCUCACCUUGCUGUAAUUUAUUUCACCCCAGUUACCUGUCUGUUAUUGGUCAAUUCAGCCUGAGUUCUCCAUUUUAAUUUUUCUAAUGUAAAAUCAUUGCAGCUGCCAUUUUGGAAACCUGCUCUAACCUAACACUAUUUAUUACUUAUCAGAAAGCCUUAAAUCAUGAGCUAACUAUAUUUGUAUUCAUGUUUAGGCAUUAUGAUAUUGUCACCACUUUUGUUAUGCUAAUUGAGGGAGGUGACUUUUACAAUGUUUCCUCUCUUCUUUGCAUAUUGACAGCUGCAUGGCUGACACCUCUCCUUGGUGCUGCUAAUUUUCUUACACAGCAUAGAGCAACUAAAAGCUUCUUGUAUCAGUCCCCUCCUUGGUGGGUGAUAUACUUAUCAACCCACCACUUGCUUAAAUAGUGAAUUCAGUGGAUGUUUGGUCUUGUCCAGUAUUGGCUCAAGGCUCUCCUGUGAGACCGAGCAGAUACCUCUUCUUACUGGCACAAUUCCUCACCAUCCUUGAUUCUCACUAGGGUCACACUUUCCUGUGUGCCAUUAUAGUUUCUUUUAAGGCUUGCGGACUGUACAUGCUUUAGCCGCUUAAAUUUUUAUUUUAACCCAGCACACAAGGAUAAUAAGCAUAAAUGCCAUCAUAAUCUGAAAUGCUAAUAUUGUCACAACAGGCUGUAAAAUUGUAUUAAAGAACCCUGUUGCUCUUGGAGACCAUCCCAAGAACACUUUCCAACUGUUGUUUUUGGUAUCACUUUUUAUACACUCUAUAAUGUGCUCAAUUUUCUUAGGGAGUGGUGAAGAGUAAUCAUAGCCUUUUGUGCAUUUUCCUGAGCCCUUUGUUGUUGUCUUUGUAAGUCAGGAUGAUCCAUUAAUUGCUUAACUAAACUUAUAUUUAUUCCUAAAAGUAUUGGAUCAAUCUUUUUAUAUAUCUGAUAGUGAUCCCUAAUUUCCUCAUUACCAAUUUCAGGUAGCAUGAAUUUGAAAUUCCAACCAAUCGUCAAUGUGAUAUUACAAAAACAUUUGUUUUCAUAAGGGUUAUGAGUUAUAUUGAAUACGUGAUUAACUUAAACAAUUUAUACCAUCUUCUAACACAUACACAUUUAUUUCCAAUAUAUAUAACGACUGAUCCAUUAAAUGGGAAAGGGUCUAGCUGAUAAUGGCUUUUUCCCCUUUCGUCACUUAAACAUAUAUCAUAUGACUGGAUUGUACACUAUUAAAGUAUAUCCAAUUCCACAUUCUUCCAUACAGGCCUCAAGUUCCACAGUUUUCCAUGUAAGGUUUUGCCUUAUGGCCUAUAGUUUGUGUUUUAUUGGUUUCAUUAUACUAUUAUUAUUAUUUAACCCUAGCUUUACAAUAGGAGAUAUCCAUUCUAUUUGGGCUUUGGACAUUAUGACUGUAUGUAGUAAUUUGAUUCAUUUGAAGAUUAUAUUUGAAAUUUAUCAUUUUCCACCAGGAAUAUAACUUUUGUUCUGCCCUAGUGGCAUAUGUCCACAUUAUACUUCUUAUUUCUAAAGGUAAAAUUCCACUCAUCCCAUCUCUUAUUAUGUCUUUCACCACAUCAUUAGUCCAAGUCUGUGCUUAUAUGCAAGCCAGUGCCAUGGAUACAUUGUUUUGUAAUACUUCUACGAUAUGUAGUAUGGCUAAAUGAUCAGCCUUUUAAAAUUUUUCUGAGCCAGGGAAUAAACUCGCUAUUAGGUGAUGGCGAGUGCUUAUGUAAUUUGAAGAUGUUUUAAAAGGUUUAGACAAAGCUCCCAAGUGUUGUCCUACUGCAUUUAAUUUAUUAGCAAAUACUUCUACAUCUAUGCUAUUCAACACUCCGAGUUCUGUACCUGCUCUUCCUACAGCUGUAUCUAUUAAGCGUCUUUUUUUUCUAUUAGUAGUGGCUUUUAAUAAAAGUUGGAUUUCUGUCCAUUUUUUCCAUCCCACAAAC